Messenger RNA from Athalia rosae (coleseed sawfly), 9642 nucleotides. RefSeq lists its product as uncharacterized. The record is from RefSeq and is a predicted model, not a curated record. The transcript has 15 exons. Gene Ontology annotation, molecular function: structural molecule activity; actin binding. Bases 481 to 7677 code for a protein of 2398 amino acids. Gene Ontology annotation, cellular component: cytoskeleton; plasma membrane. Lineage: Eukaryota; Metazoa; Arthropoda; Insecta; Hymenoptera; Athaliidae.
UUACACGGUGCGUAGGAUUACUAUUAGCGAGACUGACGUCUGUCGUACGUUUAUUCAUAAAAAUUUGUAAACGAUGACGUGCCUCUUAAUUAAUACAAACUUUAUAACAUAUUGAAUAAUUUUCAAUUAUAAACUUAUUGAGUAUAAAUGGAAAUAAUUGAUACUGAAGGAAGUACCUAAAAUCGGUCAAUCGGCUAGGCGAGGGACUAUUUUAAAAUAUCCACCGUAUACGUUCUGCGGUUGGAUGCGAUGCGUCCCUAUUCAACAAACCUGUUUCGUAGCUGUCGUGUUGUAUUGUAGAAGUUGUAAGUUGUUUACGUGCCCAGCCCACUGGCGUUCAAACAGUUUUCACCGAUUUAUUAUUUGUCAGUGCUGCAAAUAUCCUGUGCUAUCCUGGUGUUAUAACGUUUAGAGUUAUAACCCAGGUUAUAUUUUAUUGAAUAACGCCAACUACAUUUUAUUGAACAGCGCGGGUGAAAAAUGCCAGAGGAACCAAAAUCCAGUGCCAGUACGGCAGAGGCUUCAGCUGCAGAAAAUGGAACCAGGACCAGUUCACCCAGCAAAAGUCCUUCCAAUAAGGGAAAAACUGUGCUGGCAAGGAUAACUCUACUUGAUGGCACUUUUAAGGACUUUCCAAUUGAGAGAAAAGCCCGGGGUCAGGAGCUCCUUGACAAAAUAUGCCAAAGUAUGAAUCUCUUGGAAAAGGAUUACUUUGGACUUAUAUAUGCCGAUAGGCACGACCCGAGAAACUGGCUUGAUCUCGACAAGAGAAUCGGAAAGUUCAUCAAAAAUGAGCCCUGGAAGUUCAAUUUCGAAGUGAAAUUCUACCCUCCAGACCCAGCGCAGCUCCAAGAAGACAUCACAAGAUAUCAACUAUGUCUGCAAAUAAGAAAUGAUAUAGUUACUGGUCGUCUCCCGUGUUCAUUCGUCACUCACGCACUGCUAGGCUCCUAUUUAGUGCAAUCUGAAGUUGGAGACUACGACCCGGAAGAACACAAGAGAACAUAUUUGAACGAAUUCAAAUUUGCUCCCAAUCAAACACCUGAACUAGUGGAAAAAGUCAUGGACCUUCACAAGACACACAAAGGGCAGACUCCAGCUGAAGCCGAGCUUCAUUAUCUCGAAAAUGCAAAAAAAUUAGCGAUGUAUGGUGUAGAUCUUCAUCCAGCCAAGGAUUCAGAAGGCGUCGACAUCAUGUUAGGCGUAUGCUCAUCUGGCCUACUUGUUUACCGGGAUCGACUGAGAAUAAACAGAUUUGCCUGGCCAAAAAUACUAAAAAUAUCCUAUAAGAGGCACAACUUCUACAUCAAAAUCCGACCAGGAGAAUUUGAGCAAUUCGAAUCAACGAUUGGUUUCAAAUUAGCCAAUCAUCGAGCUGCUAAAAAGUUGUGGAAAGUCUGCGUGGAACAUCACACUUUCUUCAGGCUGAUGAGUCCCGAACCAACACAGAAAAUUGGAUUAUUUCCCCGUCUUGGAUCCCGUUUCCGUUAUUCAGGGAGAACACAUUAUGAGACGAAGAAAACUCCCAUCGAAAGACAGCCUCCGCAAUUUGAGAGGUCUCUGAGUGGUCGAAGGCUUACAUCUCGCAGCAUGGAUGCUUUGGGAGGGCCAAGGCCUGUCGAGACUUAUGGAUCAGAGCCUAGCAAAAGGCACACUAUGAUGAGCUACGAACCUGAAAUGAUCCCUGAUAUGGAAUAUAUCGAACAACGGCCGAGUCCCAUCAAGAAAAAGAAAGAAAAGCUGACACGAAAAACAAGUGCUGGAACCACUUCAGCCAGCAGUAACAGCAGCCUUGAAGGAGAAUACGACGCUGAAGGUGGAAAAAAGAAACCAGUUGGGGGUAUCGCAGUCCUUCCUCCUGGUGGAUUGUCAAAGAAGAAGAAGGACAAACAGAAUGAAAAUGAGAAAGAGAACCACAACGACCUGAAUAACUCUGACUUAAUAAACGAAAGUGCUCUGCUUGACACUAGCGAUGAAAAGUCACCGAGUAAAAAGGAUUCUAAAAAGAAAGACAAGGAAACACCGGAGAAGCGUGAUAAAGAAAAGAAAGAAAAGAUCAAGAGUCCCGUUGGGGGUUUCCUGUUUGGCAAGAAGGACAAAGAUCAAAAGCAAAAAAAAGAAAAGAAAGGCAAAGAUCUUAACGAGCUCAACGACAAAAAUGAAGGACCUAAUAAGACGGAUAACAAAGACGACAGAGCUACCUCACCUGGAUCGCCACAACUUCCAGGCUACACAAAACCUUACGAUUAUGUUGAAGAUGGAGCUUCACCAACAAGAAAGAAUUUCACUACUCAUGGAUUUUCUUACGAAGACAAACCUGCCUCUCCGGUUCCAUCGGAUCAGCAAUCGCCUUCUGGAGCUGGACGAAGGGCUACAGGAUUAGCAUUUAACUACGCUCCUGGUGAAGAGAAAAAAGUUGCUGAAACAGCUGAAAAACGCAAGACGAAAGAAGCUGAAGCUGCCAAAGUACCAACAGGUCUACGAACUCCUGGACUAAACUAUGUUGAAUCAGCUGGACUGAAAGAGCAACAAAAAGCUGCAGCUCUGCCACCUGAAGACGGAAGACAAGCAUCGACAGAUUUUAUCUCCGGGGAGCUGCAGAAUCAGAAAGCUGCUGCUCAACCUGGCCUUAUAAUUCCCAGCUCAGUCGAAAGCAAACCUGACUAUCGUAUACUUCCUUUACCAGAUGGUUCCAAGAUAAUCGGUGGCAUAAUUUAUAAUAAAGAUGGCAGGCCCUUAGACCAAGGCACUCUAGGCCCGGAAGGUAGUAAAAUCGUUGACGGUAAAGUUCUUGGCAAAGAUGGAAAUCUAAUCAAGAAAUCUGAAUUUGGUCCCCAAGGCACCCACGUUGCAAAUGGUAUAGUCACAGGAAAAGACGGCAAGCCUUUGUACCAAGAAUCUUUGGGUAUUAAUGGUGAUUCUGUAAGAAACGGCAUUAUAUACGGACAGAAUGGAGAGCCAGUCAGUGACCGGUCUCUGGGUCCAGCUUUUACCUUGGUUAAAGAUGGUCGGGUUGUUUCUAAAAAUGGCAAACCUCUCGGGUAUGAGACACUGGGUAAUGAUGGACCAUAUAUUAAAGACGGACUUAUAUUCAGUCCGGAUGGAAAACCGCUAACUCAAGGAUCUUUUGGCACCGAUCGUGACUAUAUUGUAUCUGGUACGGUGUAUGGCAAAGAUGGAAGGCCCUUGAAUCGUCUCGCUCUGCUCCCUGAUGCAACUUUCAUUUCUAACGGACUCAUUCAUGGUCGCGAUGGAAAGCCACUUAACGCAGGCCAACUAGGUCCUGAGGGCAAUUACAUUCAAGAUGGUAAGGUCUAUUCCAAAGAUGCUAGACCUGUUAAAAGUGAAUCCUUCAACUCAGACGGAUCGUCGAUAAAGGAUGGUAUUAUAUACGGGAAAGACGGAAAACCGCUCAGCCAAGGAUCACUUCUCCCGAAUGGUGCUCAUUUGAAGGAUGGUAAAGUUGUCGGUAGAGACGGUAAGGCGGUUAAACAUGCAUUUUAUAAGCCCGAUGGCAGUUUUGUCAAAGACGGUGUGAUUUAUGGACGCGAUGGCCGGCCGCUUAGUCAAAUUCCGUUGAUUGCUGCUGGAUCUUCAGUCAAAGAAGGAUUGAUUACUAACAAAGAUGGAGGUCUUUUGAACCAGACCCUGUUCAAACCGGAUAACGUCACCAUCAAAGACGGGAUUGUGUACAAUGACGAAGGAAAAGUGUUAGCCGAAGGCUUUCUUGGACCUGACGGUAUUAUAAUCAAAGAUGGAAUUAUCCUUGCAAAAGAUGGAAAACCGGUUAAAAAUGAAUCUUUUGCACCAAACGGAAGCUACAUAAAAAAGGGUAUCAUUUGUGCCAAGAAUGGUAAGCCUUUGAACCAAGAUUCUCUUAUCCCUGAAGGUACGAGCAUAAGAGAUGGCUUGCUGUAUAACAAGGAUGGCAAAUUAGUGAAAUCUGGAUUUUUCAAACCUGAUGGAAGUCAUAUUCGCGAUGGUCGCAUCUACGGAAAAGAUGGAAGACCAUUAAACCUCAGUUCGCCACUUCCCGAUGACAGUUUCAUCGCAAAUGGAGUAAUCUUUGAUUCUUCUGGAAAACCUCUUGAUAAAGAAACCUUUGGCUCAGACGGUUCUUACGUUUCUUCGGGUUUAAUUCAUGGAAAGGAUGGCAAAAUUGUUGCUGAAGGUGUGUUUGGUCCUGGUGGUAAUAAGGUAAAAAAUGGUCUAGUAGUUAACAGAGAUGGCACUCCGGUUACUCAAGAUGAUCUGGGACCAGACCGUCUGGCUAUCAAAGAUGGAAAAAUUGUGGAUGCAGCUGGAAAUGGCAAGAAUCAAGGCUCUCUUGUGCCCGAUGGAUGCUAUAUACAAAACGGCAUUGUAUACGAUAAAAGUGAUAAACCUCUGAAAGAAGGUGCUUUCAAGUGUGAUGGCACCUAUAUUCGUGAUGGUUUGAUCCACGGUUGGGGAGGUCAACUUUUAAAUUCUGGUACCGAACUUCCACCAGGUAGCUAUGUACAUGAGGGCAGAUUGUAUGGCAAAGAUGGUAAGCCAUUAAACCACAGUACGUUUGGAUCAGAAGGAUGUUACAUUGAGAAUGGAUUCAUUUAUGCAAGCAAUAAGAAGCCCCUUAGUCGUGGAACAUUUGGAAGUGAUGGUGCUUCAAUACAGAAUGGUUUAAUUUAUGACGCAGAGGGAAAACCCUUGAACAAAAAGCAGUCAAUUAUCACCGUCUCACUGGUGCGUUAUGGUUUGGUAUGCAAUAAGGAUGGCAAACCCUUGGAAUCUGGAGCAUUCGAUCUUGAAGGUAGUUUUGUAAAGCAUGGAAAAAUUUAUGACCAGAAUGGACAGCCACUCAAUCAAAAUGUCUAUGGCUCUGAUGGCAGCUACAUCAAGGAUGGCUUGAUUUUCGGAAAGAAUGGCAAACCACUAGAAAAAGGCCCACUCAAUGCAGAGACGAGUUUCAUAAAGAGUGGCAGAGUAUAUUCCGCUAAUGGCCAACCACUCACACAGGAAGCAUUCGGACCGGAAGGUCUGAAAAUUGUUAACGGAGUUGUCGUUGAUGAAUCUGGAAGCCCGGUGAAAGAUGUGAAAUUUGAUGCAGAGGGCAAUCUGGUCAAAAAUGGCCUCAUUUAUGCGCCAACUGGAAAGCCACUGGAUAAAAAAUACACAGUUAUCUCUAUUACACUGGUCCGCAAAGGUUUUGUUUGUGAUAAAGAUGGGAAACCUGUUUUACAGGCACCAUUUGGAACAGAUGGAAGCUUCAUCAGAGAUGGCAAGAUUUUUGAUAAAAGUGGUAAGCCAUUGAAUCAAGAAAUCUUUGGAAACGAUGGUGGGUUUAUCAGAGAUGGGUUGAUUUAUUCCACGAAUGGACAAGUCAUGGAUCAAGAUCCGAUUUCUGACGAAACAUCUUAUAUCGAGGAUGGAAAAAUCUUCGGAUCAAACGGGCUGCUAUUGAACCAAGAAAAAUAUGGACCAGAAGGGUACAAAGUGCUGGAUGGUAUUGUGGUAGACAAGAACUUGCUUCCGUUAAAGCAGGGAACAUUUGGAUCAGAUGCAGCUAUUAAAGACGGCAAAGUAUAUGGCAGCGAUGGAAAGCCUUUGUUCAAGAAAUUCACUGUCAUAACAAUCACUGUUGUUAAGCGUGGUUUGGUUUGCGACAAAAAUGGCAGACCAUUAAUUCAUGGACCCUUCGGUACGGAUGGUAGUCAUGUUAAAGAUGGUAAAAUUUACGAUAAGUCUGGAAAACCUUUGAGCCAGUCUUCCUUUGGAAGUGAUGGCAGCUACAUUAAGAAUGGAGUCAUUUGUUCCAAGGAUGGAAAACCCUUAGACCAAGACGUUGGCACUCAUGAGGACCAAAAUACGUAUAUUGAUAAUGGUAAAAUCUACGAAAUCAGUGGCAAAGCGCUAACUACGGAUUCAUACGGUCCUUACAACUUCAAAGUAGUGCAAGGUGUCAUUUACGGCCAAGAUAACAAGCCCCUCGCAUCUGGAACAUUUGAUAACGAAGGCAACACGAUACAAGGUGGAAAAAUCUAUGCUAAUGAUGGCAAGCCACUGACCAAGGAGUCGAGAAUUGUCACAAUUACAUUUGUCAAACGUGGUCUUGUCUGUGACAAAAGUGGAAACGUUUUAAAAAAAGGUUCCUUUGAUUGUGAUGGAAAUGUUGUUAAAGAUGGCAGAGUUUAUGGAGCAGAUGGCAAACUCCUGACAGCUCGAUAUUAUGGACCUGAUAGCAUUAUCAUAAAAGAAGGCAUAAUUUGCAAUGAAAAUGGAAAGCCGGUCAACAAUCGAGAAACUGGCCCUGAGGGCAGCUAUGUACGUGAUGGAAUAGUUUAUGCGAAAAAUGGAAAACCGCUUACACAAAAUCCAUUUGGCCCAGAAGGAUGCAAGGUCGUUGCUGGAGUAAUAUAUGGUAAAAAUGGUAAACCCCUCGAUGGCACUGAAUUUGUUAGUGAUGGCAGCUAUGUCAAAGAUGGUUUGAUUCACUCCAGUGAUGGCAAACUUGACAACAAGGAUGAUUUGACAUUCAUAUUCAAAACUGUACUAGUCACAGUUGAACCAAGUGCUGAACCCCGAGAUGAUAUUACAAAUAUAGUAGGUGCAAUCAAUCAAGGUUUCUAUGAUGAUCCGAGGUAUAAAAAAUUCAGUGGACUGAGCUCGUUUGGUAAAGAUGCUAAGAACUAUCCUGUAUCCAGUGGAGCCUACGAAAGUGGCUCCGGAGAUGACAGCGAUGAUGAUCUCGAUCAGUAUGGCGAAGGAAAAGGUGACAUUAUCAAGGAACUACGAGGUGCUGCUAAAAUUAAUAUACCUGCUUUGAAGAAGGCGUCGAUUCCCACCACUCCAACGAUAGUAAAGACUACGACUAAACAGUCGGCUGUGAAAGAUCACGAAGGAGUCACCCAGAAUAUCGAAGAAAAAAUAGAAGAUCUUACUCCUGGAGGUACUGGCCAAGUUACCGUAUCCACACACGUCAAUAAGGCCGAAGCUGCAGAUGAUGGUAGAACACCCUACAUGACCGCGACAGCUGUUACCACUCGAACAGCUACGAUGCACGAGGAUUUAGAAAAGAAUCAAAAGACAAGUCAGGUGGAAGAAAAGACAGUAGCACACACAACUGCCACUAGUGCAACGUGGCAAGAGCAACGUGUUGUUACUCAAGAAGUCAGAACUACCAGUCACGUUCUUUCAGGAGAACAGCUGGGCUCACGUCGCCAUAGUACCUCCAGCUCGAGCAGUGGUGAUUCUGGUACCCCCAUUGAUCUUGAAGAUGAUCAACAAGCGAUCUACAAUCAAUAUUAUCAGGGAGACCAAGCUGGCAUCGUGGCAACAGAAACACAUGUUUAUACAGGAGAACCUGACAGCAACGUCACUACAACUACAACGGUACCAUUGGUUGCAACUGAGACGAGAAAGGUAGCUUUGGAAAGUGAAGAUGGCAACUAUAGCGCAACUGGUGAAAUUGUCAGCUCCCAAACGAUAUCUAGCAAAACUCGCACCGUCGAAACAAUUACGUACAAGACGGAACGAGAUGGAGUUGUGGAAACUCGGGUCGAACAGAAAAUUACCAUCCAGUCAGAUGGCGAUCCAAUAGAUCAUGACAAAGCUUUGGCAGAAGCUAUUCAGGAAGCUACGGACAUGAAUCCUGAUAUGACAGUUGAGAAAAUUGAAAUUCAACAACAGACUGCGCAGUAACCCGUUGGAGUAAACACUAGACAUAACUGUAGGGCACCCUGACCAUACCAUACUGUUUAGAUCUUAUUAUAUUUUAGGUACCAUGUUGAAGAAAUAAUGUUACUUAUUUAAAAAAUAUUAGAGUAACUUUGAAAAUUUGAAUGUUUAUCGAGACACACUGGAACCCGAUUUCCAUAAACGGUUUUUCGGAUAGCGACCGAGCAGCUACUAGUCUACGACUUUAUGCCAUGCAGCCUUGCAUUAAAAAUUUAUGAAAUCGAGGUUGUAAUGGACUCUAUCUAUCCAUGAAUACGAUCAUUCUCAAAUAUCGAUUGAGAACUUACAAAGACAAAAUCUGAAUACUAUGACCUGAGAAGAAUUUCAAGCCUUUAUUAAGUUCAAUACUAUAUGUACAACUAACUAUAUUUAAUAUAGUUCAACGACGAACAUAAAAUGUUAUUACAAAAUAUAUCUAUGCUGAUGGUUUUGCGCUUGGUCACACUAUUGAAUUUAAUCUUUAUUGGGACAUCGUUCACGCUGAAGUCUUUAAAAUAAUAUUCUACCAGAUAUCAAUAUACCUGUAAUUACUCUGACCAUACUCGAGAGGUUGAAUGCGCGAGUCUAAUAUUUGCUGAUAUAAAUACGUGAUAAGAAGUCUGGGCAAAGGGUACUCUACAGUUUUCGCUAAGGUAAUCAAAAUAUAAGGCUGAACAAACGAAAAUAAUAAAUCGUACAAUAUGCGAAUGACAUUUUUUUGUUGUGUCUUCCAAUCAAAAAAACACUCCGCAUGGUCCAUCUAACAAUUUAUUGUAUUCGUUUGAGUGGCUCAAUACACUCGCUGAAUAUUUCAAAUUGGAAAAUUAUUAAAGCUUGGAUUAAAUUUAAAACCUAGUAGCGGCGGUGAAGUCGCUUAUCAGUAAUUCAAAAUAUUAAUAUAUUAUUGCUUUUUACCGAGCCUUACUUUAGAUUCACUCAAUGGUAUCUGAUUGUGAGCAACGAUAUUCAUGGGUUAUCGCUGCGAAUUAUUUUUUUACUCUGUUCUUUGAAUGAAUUUUUGUACAUUGAUUUUGAAAAUAAUAUUAUUUGUAGGAUUCAUAACGUGAAUGUAUACAUCUAUAAUAGUUAUUACAUUAACAGUCUUACGGAGUCUUGUAAAUGAAUUAAACAGACCCAACAAACAAAGGCAAACCAUUAGGGCGCAGAACUGAAGUCGGGUCUUUAAUAAACACUCGUAUUAAAGUAUACAAUACACUUCCAAAGAAUAAUUUGCUACAUGCAUUUUCAAUAUAAUAUUGUAAUGACUUCAUAUUAUCCAUUUUAAUAUCAUGAAUAAUUCAAAGUAGUUUCACAUCACCCAUAUGGAAGUGUUUUGGGUAUCAUUCUGCAUCGCAAUUGAGUAAUCAUUUUGAUUUUUCAUCCAACUCAAAACAAGACUUCCGCGGUUUAUGGUUAUUUUCACAUAUACACGGAUAGUACAUGAAAUGAAUGAAAAAUGCUAUAAAGUGAGAGGUUUUCUGGAUACAAAAUAUUAAUAUAUAGAUAUAUAAAUAUAUAUAAAUAUAUAUAUAUAUAGUAUAUACAAAAUACCUAUGUAUAAGUGGCUUAAAUCUUCAAAAUCAUCACGUUUUAUUAUACCAUUAGUACAACAGUGGAAAUAAUGAUCCAUCAGUUGAAUAAGAUAACGUGAUGAGAUUCUAAUGCUUUCUUGCUUUCUCUAAUAGCAUCCAACAUGAAACGUGUAAAUUUUGUUGAUCUAAGUGCAACAAUAGUUGAUAGUUAUUAUAAUAGAUUAAUAAAUUAUACAUAAUUCACAUACCGAUAGCAUUGAAUAUGCAUUGGUCAGCGUAUAUGUCUAAACUUAUCUGUAGUUUGUGUAGCGGUAUCAGAAUUACAAUUUACAAUUUCGUAUUUAACAUUAUUUAAGCAACUAAUAUACUAAGUUCAUUUUUUUUAUUUUUUUUUUUUUUUUAUAAAUACAGUUUAUAU